Messenger RNA from Medicago truncatula (barrel medic), 1381 nucleotides. Its product is annotated as polygalacturonase. The record is from RefSeq and is a predicted model, not a curated record. The transcript has 4 exons. Lineage: Eukaryota; Viridiplantae; Streptophyta; Magnoliopsida; Fabales; Fabaceae. Bases 42 to 1217 code for a protein of 391 amino acids. Gene Ontology annotation, molecular function: polygalacturonase activity. Gene Ontology annotation, biological process: carbohydrate metabolic process.
AUUCUUAACUCUAGCAAUCCUAUCAUAUUUUCAUCAUUGCCAUGGUUCAUCUAAAAAUUCACAUCAUCUUUCUAUUUUUAGCCACAUUCAGCAUCUUGUUUGAAACUUCAAAUGCUGCCUCUAUCAAUGUGGCUAGCUUUGGUGCAAAAUCUGAUGGCACACAAGACUCAACAAAACCUUUUCUAAGUGCAUGGUCUUUAGCAUGCAAAUCAAAUGAAGCAUCCACAAUUUAUGUUCCUCAAGGAAGUUUCUUGUUAAAACAAGUGAGUUUUUGGGGUCCUUGUUUGAACAAGAUUGAUUUUAAAAUUGAUGGUACUAUAGUUGCACCUUCAAAAUAUGAGUCACUUGGUAAUUCUGGAUAUUGGAUCUUGUUUAUGAAAGUUAAUUGGGUUUCAAUUUAUGGUGGAACUUUUGAUGGAAAAGGUGCUGGUUAUUGGCGGUGUAGAAAAGCUGGAAGGAGUUGUCCUGCUGCAGCAAGGUCUAUAUCAUUCAGUUGGUCCAAAAAUGUAUUGGUUAGUGGAUUAACAUCAUUAAACAGCAAGGCAAUACACAUUGCAGUGGACCAUUGCAAAAAUGUUGUAAUAAAAGAUGUGAAAAUUAGGGCUCCUAGUAGAAGUCCAAACACAGAUGGAAUAAAUGUGCAAUUUUCAACUGGAGUUACUAUAAGCCAUUCUACUAUAAUGACUGGUGAUGAUUGUAUAUCCAUAAAUCAGGGUACAACUCAUGUGUGGAUUGAUCGUAUUGCAUGUGGCCCUGGUCAUGGCAUUAGCAUUGGAAGUUUGGGCAGCGAUUCAAAUGAGGCAGGAGUUGAGAACGUGACAGUGACUGAUUCAGUGUUUACCAAAACACAAAAUGGGGUUAGAAUAAAAUCAUGGGCAAAACCAAACAAUGGAUAUGCAAGAGAUAUUAAUUUUAGGAAUCUCAUCAUGCAAAAUGUCUACUAUCCCAUCAUUAUCGAUCAAAGAUACUGCACCAAAACUGAUUGUCCUCACCAGAAUUCUGGGGUGAAGAUAAGCAGUGUAUCAUAUCAACACAUAAAGGGAACUUCAGCAAGUCCAGUAGCUAUCAAAUUUGAUUGCAGUCAAAGCAACCCAUGUUUGGGUCUCAAAUUGCAAGAUAUAAACCUCAUUUAUCUAAAAGGAUCUAAAACUUCUUCAUCUUGUAGAAAUGCUGGAGGAAGUACCCUUGGUUUAGUCAUUCCAAAAAGUUGCCUUUGAAUAAAAAAAUUUAAAUAAAAAAAAAGUUGAUUAUAAGUGUAAAUUAUCAUUCUUAAAAAUUUUCUUUGCAUUAUUGUGAAUAACAUGAAUAUUGUUUUUUAGAGGAAACUUGUGUGAUUUGAGUUCCUCAUCAAGAACUUAUAGAAUUCAUCAAUAUUGAAUUG